Messenger RNA from Melopsittacus undulatus (budgerigar), 1518 nucleotides. Its product is annotated as histone H1.01. The transcript has a single exon. Bases 32 to 691 code for a protein of 219 amino acids. The record is from RefSeq and is a predicted model, not a curated record. Gene Ontology annotation, cellular component: nucleus; nucleosome. Gene Ontology annotation, biological process: nucleosome assembly; negative regulation of DNA recombination; chromosome condensation. NCBI's taxonomy places the organism in Eukaryota, Metazoa, Chordata, Aves, Psittaciformes, Psittaculidae. Gene Ontology annotation, molecular function: structural constituent of chromatin; double-stranded DNA binding; nucleosomal DNA binding.
CUCCGCAGAGGACGCUGGUGCCGCCGCUACGAUGUCCGAGACUGUUCCUGCCGCCGCCCCCGACGCGCCGGCUCCCGGUGCCAAGGCUGCCGCCAAGAAGCCGAAGAAAACGACGGGCGGCUCCAAAGCCCGGAAGCCUGCUGGUCCUAGCGUCACCGAGCUGAUCACCAAGGCUGUGUCUGCCUCUAAAGAACGCAAGGGACUCUCCCUCGCCGCGCUCAAGAAGGCGCUGGCCGCCGGCGGCUACGAUGUGGAGAAGAACAACAGCCGCAUCAAGCUGGGGCUCAAGAGCCUCGUUAACAAAGGCACUCUGGUGCAGACCAAGGGCACCGGUGCCUCCGGCUCUUUCCGCCUCAACAAGAAACCGGGGGAAGUGAAAGAAAAAGCCCCCAAGAAGCGAGCGACCUCAGCCAAACCCAGAAAGCCAGCGGCCAAGAAGCCUGCCAGUGCCGCUAAGAAGCCCAAAAAAGCUGCGGCGGUGAAGAAAAGUCCUAAGAAAGCUAAGAAGCCGGCUGCCGCUGCGGCCAAGAAGGCGGCCAAGAGCCCCAAGAAAGCAGCCAAGGCAGGUCGCCCGAAGAAAGCAGCGAAGAGCCCCGCCAAGGCUAAAGCAGUGAAGCCCAAAGCAGCUAAGCCCAAGGCAGCAAAGCCAAAAGCAGCCAAGGCGAAGAAGGCGGCGCCCAAGAAAAAGUAAAUCAUACCAGAAGAGUUUUGAUCUACAUACUUUGUUAUCCAACGGCUCUUUUAAGAGCCACCCACACUUUCCAUAAAGGAGCUGAGGCACCGAGGCCGUCUGUAAACUUGCAGCAGGGAUCCAGUAAUUUGUAAGUUCUCAAAAGGUCAAUUCUGUCUUAUUUCCCCCACCCCGUUAUGUUUGCCGAAAUAAACGGUAACGAAUAUGGUAUGACGCGGCACUUCAGGGAAGUAAUAGUUUUACAUCUUUUGUCAAUUGAUUUGACUACCAGGAAACUAUUUUAUAAUCAUUUCAUAAAGAUCUGAUGUAUGGGGUUUGUUAGGGUGGAGUUUUUCUAAAGUUAUAUUUUGUAACAAGAGCAAUGGAAAUGCCAGGCAAGCUACUACUGAGCCAUGUCUAACCUAUUGUAUUAUUUCUCUUAAAUGGUUUUUGCCUGUUUGGUGGAGGAGGGAAGAGUUUCUUAUUCGGAGACCCGAAAAUAGCCUUGAGCGCUCCCGUUCCUUUUGUUCCCCUUGAGAAAGGGCUUUAAAUAUUGAAAAAACCCGCCCAGACCAAGGAUUGGCCAGCGGAGAGCCCGGCCCACUGCCCCUUCCUCCGCCCAUUCCCCCUCCCUUCCCUAAAGAUGAUUAUGCCUUGUAUCUCUGGUGCUGUUCCAGCCCCUCGAAGAAAAACGCAGAUGAGGGGGGAAAGGACGGGAGCUCUCGCCAAAAUGAUGUUCCCAUGUUUUCUGGCGUAAGAACUACACGAGAGAUAUCCCACACCAGGAAGAACUUGCUUUGGGAGGACGUUUUGGCACUUUUUGUUAAUGAAAACGUGGAAUACGUUGU